Molecule: messenger RNA, 992 nt
Organism: Arabidopsis thaliana (thale cress)
Lineage: Eukaryota; Viridiplantae; Streptophyta; Magnoliopsida; Brassicales; Brassicaceae
Gene: APG8H
Product: Ubiquitin-like superfamily protein
Exons: 5
Coding region: 96-443 (115 amino acids)
Cellular component (GO): cytoskeleton; vacuolar membrane; autophagosome
Source: RefSeq, marked reviewed
AUUUUCUCAAUUAUUCCUUUUGACUUCGCCGCUUGCUUUUGAGAGACGGAGACAAAAACACACACGACGAAGAAAUCUCCGGGCGGUCGAAGAAGAUGAAAUCGUUCAAGGAACAAUACACGUUGGAUGAAAGGCUCGCGGAGUCGCGGGAGAUAAUCGCUAAGUACCCUACUCGGAUUCCAGUAAUUGCUGAGAAGUAUUGCAAAACGGAUCUGCCUGCCAUCGAGAAAAAGAAGUUUCUGGUUCCAAGAGAUAUGUCAGUUGGCCAAUUCAUCUACAUAUUGAGUGCUAGGUUACAUUUGUCUCCUGGUAAAGCCUUAUUCGUGUUUGUCAACAACACUCUCCCUCAAACUGCUGCUCUGAUGGACUCGGUCUACGAAUCUUACAAAGAUGAUGAUGGAUUCGUUUACAUGUGCUAUAGCAGUGAGAAAACCUUUGGUUGAUCCAAUAAUGAUGUUAGUGUCUGUGUACAUAUACUUUAAACAUAAGAUGUUCACUACAUCAAAAGACAUCAAACACUUGUUAAGCUUUAUAUGACUGCUGCUUGUUUUAUCCUUAGACUUUGUUCAUCUGUGCACAAUCGUUCUACUACAGUCUCAGUUCCAACUAGUAUUUCCCCUUAACGCUCUCUUUGUCAUCAUUGUUUAUCUUCCUGAAAAUGCAAAAGACCAAUGGAUUGUUUUACUAGGGGAAGAGUUUUGUGCUUCCUCUCCAGCAAGCACCACGAAGUGGCCACCAACCGGCAAAUAGUUCUGGCUACUUUUGGUAUCUUUAUUAGAUUCUGGUUCAGGCUCUGGGCUACAAACAUAAGAAAUAAGACUUGACAUUGUAAAGGUAAAACACUAAACAAAAACUUGGAAGAAUAUAGAGGAAACAGUGUGGAAGAGUAUACACAUGUAUUGUCUGUCUGAUAUCUGGAUAAUCUUUCCAAGUAUAGAGUUAACAUAUUCGCAAUUUCUGAUGGUAAAUGCCUAGUGUUUAUAUAUUUGUAU